Molecule: messenger RNA, 3032 nt
Organism: Hevea brasiliensis (rubber tree)
Lineage: Eukaryota; Viridiplantae; Streptophyta; Magnoliopsida; Malpighiales; Euphorbiaceae
Product: cuscuta receptor 1
Exons: 4
Coding region: 126-2942 (938 amino acids)
Molecular function (GO): protein binding
Source: RefSeq, a predicted model, not a curated record
UGUAGGAAGUGAUAUUUAGUUUAAAAUAAAUGUAUGGUUGUUUAUUUUUAAUAUCACUUCCUACCGCGUGGAAUUCCAAGACCCCGGGCUGAAAUUUUAAUAAUAAAAGGUGCAAUCGUAGAUUAAUGUAUUCAAUGUUGUGUAGGAUGGCGCCAAAGUGUGUGUGGAUGGGAGUUGCAAUGGUGUUAGCAGAGAUGAGGUGGUGUUAUGGUUGUUGGGAGCAAGAGAGAAUUGCUCUCUUACAGCUUAAGCCUUUCUUCGAUAGUUCUCUCACUCUGCAAAACUGGGCAGAUGCAGAGGAGGGCUCAGACUGUUGUCAAUGGGAAAGGGUCGAGUGCAGUAGCACCACAGGGAGAGUGACCCAACUCUCUUUAAAUAAUACAAGGGAUUUGAUUUCUGGGAAGUGGUAUCUUAAUGCCUCUCUGUUUCUUGCUUUUGAAGAAUUGACUAGUCUCUACUUGAUGGGGAACUUAAUACUGGGUUGUGAGACUGAAGGUUUUGAAAGAUUAUCAGCAAGAUUGAGCAAUUUGGAGGUUCUUGAUUUGAGUUACAAUUUCUUUAAUGAAAGCAUACUGCCUUCUUUGAAUGGAUUUUCAUCUCUCAAAUCUCUAAAUCUUGGAUAUAAUCAGUUUACACUACCAAUUCAAGCACAAGACUUGCCUAAUUUUGAGAAUUUGGAAGAUUUGUUCUUGGACAAGAUUUCACUCAACAAUAGCUUUCUUCAAAGAGUUAGAGUGAUGACUUCUCUAAAGGUUUUAUCACUGUCUGGUUGUGGACUAACUGGCUUAUUGCCAAAUGCUCAAGGACUCUGUGAAUUGAUAAAUCUUCAAAUGCUAGAUGUCAGCAACAAUGAUCUCCGGGGUACCUUGCCCUGGUGUUUGGUUAAUUUGAUAUCCCUUCAACAAUUAGAUCUCUCUUUCAAUCAAUUUGCUGGAAAUAUCUCCCACUCUCCCCUUAAGAAUCUUACUUCUCUUGUGGACCUAAAACUUUCAAACAAUCACUUCCAAAUACCAUUCUCAUUAGGUCCAUUUUUUUACCAUUCAAACCUCAGGCAAAUCAAUGGUCAGUAUAAUGAAAUAUAUGUGGAAACAGAGUUGCAUUCAUCCCCCAAAUUCCAGUUAAAUUCCAUCCUUCUGUCUGGUUGUGGAAAUUGUGGACCCUUUCCCAACUUUCUCUAUCAUCAACAUGACCUGCAAAUAGUUGAUCUCUCAAAUAUGACAUUGAAAGGGAGUUUUCCAAACUGGUUGUUAACAAACAACACAAGGUUGGAAGUACUUCAUCUAGUAAAUAAUUCUCUUUCAGGACAUUUGGAGCUUCCAUUUCAUCCUCAUAUUAAUCUGUCGGAAUUAGAUAUUUCCAAUAAUAAUUUCCACAAUCACAUUCCCUUGGAGAUUGGAUCAUAUUUCCCAAAAUUGAUAUAUUUAAACAUGUCCAAAAAUGGUUUUGAUGGUAGCAUCCCCUCUUCCUUUGGCAAUAUGAGCUCUUUAGAGAUUUUAGACUUAUCUGACAAUCAGCUGUCCGGGAUCAUACCUGAACUCUUAGCCAUUGGUUGUUUCUCGUUAGAUACCCUUAUAUUGUCAAACAACAAUUUGCAAGGUCACAUAUUCUCUGAACAUUUUAACUUGACAAAGUUGUGGUGGCUGCAAUUGGAUGGAAAUAACUUCAGUGGAAGGAUCUCCAAUUGCUUGUCCACGAGCUCUUUGUCAAUUCUGGAUCUCAGAGAUAACCAUCUCUCUGGAAGGAUCCCAGGGUGGAUAGGCAAUUUAUCAUAUUUGAGGGACUUGGUCAUUUCGAAUAAUCAUCUUGAAGGUCCUAUUCCACUGGAAUUUUGCCAACUCCAGUAUCUUGAAGUUUUGGACCUUUCAAAGAACAAUGUCUCUGGUAAUUUACCAUCUUGCUUUAGGCCUUCAUCAAUAAUACACGUUUACUUGUCUGAUAAUGGGAUAGAAGGGCCUAUGACAAAUGCACUUUCCGACGGUCGUUUCCUAACUACGUUUGAUCUUAGCAAUAACCGUAUGACUGGUAGAAUUCCAAAUUGGAUUGGUGGGCUUCCUGCAUUGAAAUUUCUUCUCCUGAAGAAUAACAAUUUUGAUGGUGAGAUCCCACUUCAAAUGUGUCAUCAGUUCUACCGAUUAAGUUUGAUAGAUCUUUCUCACAACAACCUUUCCGGUCCCAUUCCUUCUUGUCUUACACCUGAUCUUUCUGCUGAGCCUCCAGAUCCUAAUGAUGUUAGCUUUUUGGAUCCACCCUUCUUUCCCUUCUUUGAACCAAAAAGGCCUUUAAAAUUUACAACAAAACAUUUUUCCUAUUCUUACCAGGGGAAAAUUCUACGGCUUAUGUCUGGACUUGAUCUCUCAUGCAAUAAACUGACAGGCAACAUUCCCUCUGAAAUUGGAUACUUGAGUAGGAGCCACGUGCUAAAUCUCUCAUACAAUGGCUUUACAGGUCCAAUCCCUUCAACAUUUUCAAAUCUAGAGCAAAUUGAGAGCUUAGAUCUUUCCUACAACAACUUGGAGGGGAAUAUCCCUUUUCAGCUUACCAAGUUAAACUAUUUGUCAGUUUUUAGCGUGGCACACAACAACCUAUCUGGAAUGACACCUGAAAGAACUCAACAAUUUGCAACAUUUGAUGCAAGUAGCUAUGAGGGAAAUCCUUACCUCUGUGGAUUGCCAUUGCCAAAAAAUUGCACUUCAUCUACUGAAUCAUUAUCUUGGCCUAGAGCUUCAGCAAUGGAUGAAGAUAGUGGUUUUCUUGACAUGAAUGUAUUCUAUGCGAGUUUCACAGUUUCUUACAUAUUUGUGCUACUAGGAAUCUUCUUAGUUCUGUGCAUAAAUCCUCAAUGGCGACAUGCAUGGUUUUAUCUAAUUGAAAUGUGCAUUAGCUCUUGCCAGUACUCUGUUGUAAGCAAUAUGCCUAAGCUAUUCUGUCAUGGAAACAAAUAGCUGCCACAUUCUUCUUGGAAUUAAGAGAUUGCAUUUUGUAUUAUUCAACUUCUCAAGCUCUGAGAGAUUGCAAUAUUAUUUAUUAUAUCA